UACAGGAACUUCUGAAAUAUGAACAGGAUCAGAAAUUAGUUCAAUUCCUAAUGGGGCUCAAUUCAGAUUAUAAUACCAUAAGGGGAAAUAUUCUCAUAAUGAGGCCCCUUCCAUCUGUUGCUACAGCCUAUGGCAUGCUUAUACAUGAGGAGAAGCAAAGGCAGAUUCAGGCUGGAUCUCCUUUCAUUGCUGAACAUACAUCUUUGAAUGCAAAUUUGCAGACAUCAUUUAGAGGAAGAAUGGAUGAUAAGAAGGAAGCUAUGAUUCUGCCAGCAACAAUUCAAGUGAAGAUAGCAGAAAUGAGGGCCAGUUCACUCCAGAACUCUGUGGACAAUUUUUGAGGAUUCUUCAGUCGAUGAAUGAAGGCAAAUCCCACAUGACUUCUGAUUCCAACUCAAAUUCUCAGGCCUUUUCUGCUCACAUGGCUGGGCCUUUCCAAGAGGAGGCCACUGGAUCUUGGUGAAAAACAUGAUGGUCUGUACAUAGCCAAAUCUCUUCAGUCUUCUCAAGUCUCCCAAAUGUCUCAUAUUAGUUCUUUUGAUGUAUCAUCUUCCUCUACUGAUAAUGCUCAUAGUAGUUCCAGUUGUAAUAAGGCUUGUAAAGUUUC
Messenger RNA from Cuscuta campestris, 607 nucleotides. NCBI's taxonomy places the organism in Eukaryota, Viridiplantae, Streptophyta, Magnoliopsida, Solanales, Convolvulaceae. The record is from the annotation of a GenBank genome assembly.